Prunus mume (Japanese apricot) is the source of this 1542-nucleotide messenger RNA. RefSeq names its product regulatory particle triple-A ATPase 5A (gene RPT5A). Lineage: Eukaryota; Viridiplantae; Streptophyta; Magnoliopsida; Rosales; Rosaceae. The record is from RefSeq and is a predicted model, not a curated record. Gene Ontology annotation, molecular function: ATP hydrolysis activity; ATP binding.
GAGAAAAAAGAACAAAAACCUUUUCUUUAAGAACAAGUAGAAGCAUAAGCAUUCUACUCGCUCCCUCUCUCUGAAAUCUGUAGCUGAAAACUCUCUCGGUUUCGAUAAAGAAAAGGAAUUAAUCGGAGUCAGAUGGCUACCGGUAUGGUAGAAGAUACGAGCUUCGAGGACGAGCAGCUGGCCGCCAUGACCACCGAGGACAUUAUCAGAGCCACUCGCCUUCUUGACAACGAGAUCCGAAUUCUCAAGGAAGAAAUGCAAAGAACAAAUUUGGAGUUGGAUUCAUACAAGGAGAAGAUAAAGGAGAAUCAGGAAAAGAUUAAGCUCAAUAAGCAGUUGCCUUACUUGGUAGGCAACAUUGUUGAGAUUCUGGAAAUGAACCCAGAAGACGAGGCUGAGGAGGAUGGUGCAAAUAUUGAUCUUGACUCACAAAGAAAGGGGAAGUGUGUUGUUUUGAAAACAUCUACUCGCCAGACAAUCUUCCUGCCUGUUGUUGGGCUUGUUGAUCCUGAUAAGUUGAAGCCUGGUGAUCUUGUUGGUGUGAACAAGGAUAGUUACCUGAUCUUGGAUACUUUGCCAUCCGAGUACGAUUCUCGAGUAAAGGCUAUGGAGGUCGACGAAAAACCGACUGAAGACUACAAUGACAUUGGAGGGCUAGAGAAGCAGAUUCAAGAACUGGUUGAGGCGAUUGUUUUACCCAUGACCUAUGGACCUCCUGGAACUGGUAAAACAUUAAUGGCUCGGGCUUGUGCUGCACAAACCAAUGCUACUUUUCUGAAACUGGCAGGCCCACAACUGGUUCAGAUGUUCAUUGGGGAUGGAGCAAAACUUGUUCGUGAUGCCUUUCAGCUUGCAAAAGAGAAAUCCCCCUGCAUCAUUUUCAUAGAUGAAAUUGAUGCAAUUGGCACAAAGCGAUUUGAUAGUGAAGUGAGUGGAGAUAGGGAGGUGCAACGUACAAUGCUUGAACUGCUUAAUCAGCUUGAUGGCUUUAGUAGCGAUGAUCGGAUCAAGGUGAUAGCAGCAACAAAUCGUGCUGACAUCCUGGACCCUGCUCUUAUGCGUUCUGGUCGGUUGGAUCGUAAAAUUGAGUUUCCACACCCCACGGAAGAUGCAAGAGCUAGAAUUCUGCAGAUUCACUCGAGGAAGAUGAAUGUCCACCCAGAUGUGAAUUUUGAAGAAUUAGCUCGGUCUACUGAUGAUUUCAACGGUGCACAACUAAAAGCAGUGUGCGUGGAGGCAGGCAUGCUGGCUCUGCGUCGGGAUGCAACUGAGGUCAACCACGAAGAUUUUAAUGAAGGUAUCAUUCAAGUUCAGGCGAAAAAGAAGGCGAGCCUCAACUAUUACGCAUAGAGUGGGUGGGUUCUCAAAGGGUCAUCAAGCCUAGUACAAGUUCCAACUUUUAAGUUUAUGCACCAGAACCAUACCCUCGUGUAAUUUGAUCUAUUGACUUGUAGUAAUUUGUGUUUGUUUUUAUAACCAGUAAUGGAUAGACGGUAGACCACUGCACUUCAGCAUUUUUUGCAGUGACACUUGAAAGUUAAA